ACUGCUGCACUUUUUUCCACCAGUGUGUGUUUCACUAUGGCGAAUGGAUAAACAAACAGAGCCCAAUAGGUAGGAAAGCGGCAGUAACGGUGAACGCAUCUCCCCCGUUAGUUAGUGACUAACAGCAGUUAGUAACAGUCCGGUGACUGCGGGUGUGCUCUCGGCAGGGUGUGCUCUCGGGACACGGAUGCUUGUCAGCGCGAAUAGCGAUGAAAAGAGCGAAAAUAGUUUGCUCGUCCACACUGAGCACCUCGGUAGUAGCAGCCGGUGAUACAGGCUAACCGUUACCGGACUCCGGACCCUUUCUUCUCUUUAUCACGGCGUUUUUUUUUUUAGCUAAAAAUGGAAAGAGGUGAACUCUAACACAGCGACCGUUAGCUUGUAAUAUCACACUUUUUUUUUUUUUAUCUUUCAUUCAGUCGCUCGUUGUUUUUCAAUUUAAGUCGAGUUUACCUGUCGUCCAAAAUGUUGACAGGAUCUAAAACCACGUUCAAAGUGAGACAAAUGCUCCCAGACAUCAAGGAGAGGAUGCUGAGUCAGAGUGGGAUGAACGCAAGGAGUCGAGAUGUGUUUGGACUGCGCUGCCUGCCAGGCGAGUGUGUACUUCAGAGAGCUGUCAUGGUGAGGAAGAAGCUGACCGCCAGGGAAGGAAGAGGUUGGGUGUCUGGGACCCUUUUCUGUACCCACUUCAGAGUGGCCUUUGUGCCUCAGGACAGUCCCAAACCUGACGACAAUGCAGAUCCAGUGCUUUUAGGAGAUCAUGACGUGGCUUUGGCGUCCAUAGAGAAGGUUGUGGUCGUGGGCCCCAACAGGACCAAGCUGGUGACCCCAAACUCCUCGCUGAAGUUCACUCCAGAGGAGCUGGUGCUCUACUGCAGGGACCUGCGAGUCAUCUGCUUCCUGUUUGACCGCCUCACUCCUGACGCACAAGUCAUAGAGAUAACCUACACCAUCGCCAAGACCUACCAGCCUCCCAAACCCGGGUCAGUUUUAUCUUUCCAGAACGCUGCCCUUGGGAGUGUAGAAAUGAAGCAGUUUCUAAGCAACCGUCGCCGAAACACCCACAUGAACUGGUAUGAGUGUGCCUCAGACUGGGAGCAUGAGCUGGAGAGGUGCGGGGCCACGGGCUGGAGAGUCAGCUCAGUCAAUGACCGCUUCGAGAUGUCCACCAGCCUGCCGAGGUCCAUCGUGGUUCCACAGAAGGUUUUAGACACUGAGCUGAAGAAAAGUUUCGCCCACUUCAAUGAAGGACGCAUCCCUCGCUGGUGUUGGCGACACCCCCGAGGCAGUGAUCUACUGCGAAUGGCCAGUUUCCAAAACAACAUCUACCAUGAGAAAGAUGACAUCAGAAACCUGGAGUUGAUCUUGUUUGGUUGCCAGUCCUCUCUGUGUGUGGUGGUGGAGCUGGACGAGGAGCUGCCGUCACCUGCAGAUAUCCAGCUGGCACACAGCCGCCUGCGUGCCCUCUGUCUGGGAGAUAUUUCCACAUCUGUGUCAGUGCCUGAUGACAAAUGGUUAUCCACGCUGGAAAGCACCCACUGGCUAGACUACACCAGGGCCUGUCUGCGGAAAGCUUCAGAGGUAGCCUGCCUGCUCCGCGGCGGUCACCUGACUGUGGCACUGCAAGAAGCAGAAGACCGGGACAUGGGCUGCGUGGUGUCCAGCCUGGUGCAGGUGAUGUGUGACCCUCACUGUCGCACCCAGCACGGCUUCCAGAGUCUGGUGCAGAAAGAGUGGGUGGUGUCCGGCCACCGCUUCUACAGCCGCAUCAACUACCACCGUGACAACGACAAGGAGGAGGCUCCAGUCUUCCUGCUCUUCCUGGACUGUGUUUGGCAGCUCUUGUCCCAGUAUCCCUCUCGCUUCCAGCUGACAGAUGACUUCCUGUUGGCCUUGCACGACAGCAUCCACCUGCCACUCUUCUCCAGCUUCCUGGCCAACUGCCAGCGAGAGAGAUGCAAACGGUCCCAGAACCUCGGGCAGUCGUACACACCAGUGAAUGGCUGGAGAGACGUCCUUCAUCCAGAUUCUUCCUUAGAUCCCUCUGACCCUCCUCUGCCCUCAGUGUGGGACUGGUCCCUGCAGUACAGCAAGCAUAGACGAGACCGCUUCACCCAACCCGUCCCCCCAACCCCUCCUCUCCAACCACUCCUGAAUGGCAACCUCAACACCAACCCAGACUCACACAGGCUGACUGACACCAUCCCCGGCUCAGUCUUCCUGCUCUCCAGAGGCACCUUCUCCUGCCCUGCUAACCUGCUUCCCUGGCGCAGCAGCAGCUCAAGCGUUUACAAGAAGAGCCACCGGAGGGCGCCGUCCUCUGAGAACGUGCCCGGACUGGAGAGGCUGCUGAAAGCUUGGGCUCUGGCUGAAUUCCCUCAAGGCCUCACUUCCACCUCCGGACCUCAAGGACCACUUGACCCCUAUGAGCCCUUGCUGCCCCUCCUCAUGGGGCCCUGCAUGGCCCUGUGGAGAGAGUGCUACCUCCGGGGGGCGCUGCAUGCACAGGCGUUCUCCCACCCCAUCUCCGCAAACCACCCCCACCCUGUGGAGCGGCUGGCCCAGGAGGUGCAGCAGCUCAAAGACAAGCUGGCGCAAGUGUCCAUCGGCACAGAUCCAAACCCGCCCACCAAGAUGUCCGAGCCCCGGCGGACCGAAACCAACCUGAACCAAAACACCAACAACGGCACCUUCCUCUUCCCGGCGUCGAGGCCUCAGGGCACGACAAUGCCCAGAGCGGUGCCCGCCCCUCCUACCUCCACCAACCACCAGACCUCCAGGGGGCCUCCGCCCUCCUCGGCUCCACCAUCCAGGCCCGGACACAAAGACAAUGGCGGCAGCAACAAGCACACCUUCCUGUUUGGGCACUCUUCAGUAGCAGAGGCCCGUCCUGACCAGCGCUAUUACCCUGCACCCAGUAACGCCAAGCUGCCUAAGAGCAACGGGUCCUCGAUACCUUCCUGAGGUCUGGUCCUCGUCUUAACCGUUCUCAUAUAUGAUACAGACCAUUUGACCCCACGACAGGUUACUAUAACCCAAUCAGCUGUCACUGGUGUCAUGUACUGAGGAGAGUUUCCCGUCUAACCGUAUUUGAUUGACUACAGGGUGAUUAAAUAAACAUUAAGGUGGAACACAGUGAUCACUAACAGUAUGAUAUAAUAAUCAGUGCAAGAGCUCCUGACUCUGCUUCUUAUCGUCUGUACUGUAUUAAAAAAUGUGACAACUGUUUUGUAUAUUUGUAAAGAAAAUCCUCAAUAUUCCACCGAUGAAAUAUAUCUAAAACAAAAAGGGCUGAAGAUGAUUGAUGAUAUAAAACAGAGCUUCAGAAGCACGUCUUACAGUAUCUUAAAACGCAGUAGAACUUGCCAUGACACAUUUUGUAGACGUCAUGUCGAAAGAAAGAAAGCUUGUAGUUUCCAUUUUUAGCUUCUUAUCCUUAAGGGGACACAGAUAGUGGAGUGAUAAGGUGGUUCUUAAGGGCACUCUGAAAGGACACAUGGCAGUGUAUGGACACACAUCAGGUUCUCACUGGAUCUAACCUGCGUGACAACACGUCUCCACAAGACUUUUUUUUUUUUUAAACUAGCUCUUUAGAUCUUUAUGAUGUCAUUCUAAUGUGAAAAAACACCUGUUCAUUUCCAAGCGAUUGGAUCUCAGCUUCAAAUAGAGAACAAUGUUUGGACGAUGAUCAUUUUUGAAAACCGUCAUUUUUUGAACUGCAGGCGCUGUGACCGCUGACUUUAAUGUGGAAUUUAGGGCAUGAGAGCUAUUUUGGUACUGCUCUCAUAUCUCUCCACUUGCGUGCUUUGGAGCAGCGAGAGGCCUAUAUUCAGAGUGUUAUGUUAGCCUGGAAGUGGCUAAAGUCACUGCACAUUAUUGCAGUUUAAUUCCUGCAUGACUGACAUCAUUUCAGGGCUUUUGUUAUAUAAUCUUAAACUUUAUUUUUAAGUAUUUUUUGCCUUUAUCGGUCCAAUUUUUGAUGUCAUACAUGUAGAUAAGUGUGAUUGCUGAAUUGUUUCUGACCAAAUUUAGUAUUUUGAGGAUUUCUCCAUCAUGUCACGGUGGAAUUGAAACACAAGCAUCAUUCUGCCUUUUAAUCGUCGUACCUUGUGAAGGUACCAGUGUUGGAAGCAAAGGGAAGCUGAUUUCUUCCUGUGUUUACUUUUCAUGUUAUCUCUCUGUUUUUUUGUUCCAGCCUGGAGGUGUAUUAGUAUGCAGCCAGCAUUUAGGUCAAGGACUUGGAAUUGUCUGACUGUAUUUAAAAACACAGAGGGAAGUAUGUGGUCCUGCGCCUUUAAAUCCAGACAGGUUGUCAUUCGCAUGAUGUGGGUGUCAAGUAGAUGCACUGGCGUCACUCCCACGGAUGGAUGAAAUUAUUACGCAUUUGAAAAAGCAUGUUUUUCUAAAUUUUAGGCAGGAUAACAGUUGUCAGAUGUGUGACUGAUGUCGACCUUCUCUCUGUCAAAAGGUACCUCACUUGAUAGCAGUAUGAAUUAUUAAGUUGUUGUAAAUAUUCAUCACAUUAAUAUCCAGGCACAUUGAUAUCAGCUACAGUUUCAGAGCUUUCCAGGUGUGAUGCCAAUGCAUUCGCUUGUCUUCUGUGGAGGGGAAAAAAAAAGAAUCUUUGUCCUGUCGCAUUGAAAAUCCUAAUUUAAUCUUCUGCUACACCUGUCAGUCUGCAUCGUUGUUUAAUUUAAUGUCUUUUUUGGUACGAACAUCACUUAAAUUUGCCAGAUGUACAUAUUUUUUGUAUCAGCAUGUUUUGAUCCUGAUAAAUAAAGUGUUAUCAGUUCAUAAA
Messenger RNA from Epinephelus moara (kelp grouper), 4798 nucleotides. RefSeq names its product myotubularin related protein 11 (gene mtmr11). Bases 466 to 2964 code for a protein of 832 amino acids. The transcript is spliced from 17 exons. NCBI's taxonomy places the organism in Eukaryota, Metazoa, Chordata, Actinopteri, Perciformes, Serranidae. The record is from RefSeq and is a predicted model, not a curated record.